AUGGACAAACCUUCUUUGAUUAGGAGGAGGCUGCCUCAGCUGUUCGCCGCUCUAUCGGCGACUCUGGGCGGCUUCUGUCUGGGCACCGUGCUGGGCUGGUCGUCGCCCGCAGGCCCCCUCCUGGAGAAAGAGCUGGAGCUGUCAGAAGAGAUCAUCUCGUGGCUUGGCGGGAUCAUGCCGCUGGGCGCACUGGCUGCCAUGGUGAUGGGGUCCUUCACGCUGGACAGGGUGGGCAGGAGGCUGCCUCUGCUCUGCCUGGCGCCGCCCUUCGUGCUCGGCUGGAUGCUGCUCUCCUUCUGCAAGGACGCGUGGGUCCUGCUUGUGGGCCGCUUCAUCACUGGCUUCUGUGGUGGCGCCUUCUGCACAGCCUGUCCUGUCUACACUGGAGAGAUCUCCGAGAAGGAAAUCCGCGGCGCACUAGGCGUCUGUUUCCAGUUCAUGGUCACUUCAGAUGGGUGGAGGGCUACAUGUUGUGGACCACCUGCAGGCAUCUUGUAUGUUUACGUGGUGGGUAAAUGGUCGAAUCUGAUGUGGCUGUCGCUGCUGUGCGCCAUCCCGCCCAUCUUAUUCUUCGUGCUUUUCUUCUUCGUGCCGGAGUCGCCGAUAUUCCUGCUGAGCCAAGACAAGACGGAGAACGCGACGGCGGCGCUGCGGUGGCUGCGCGGUGGCGCCAACGCCGAUAUCAAUGCUGACCUCGCUGAGAUGACCGAGACAGUGGCCCACGCAAGGGCGCGUAAGGGGAAGUUGAAGGAUAUGUUCGUCUCACACGCAGCAGGGCGUUGCCUGGGCAUCGGUUUGGGACUACAGUUUUCCCAGCAACUGUCCGGUAUCAACAUCAUUAUCUUCUAUUCUGUGUCCAUCUUUGUAUCUGCGGGCAGCAGAAUGGACCCCAGCGACUGUGCCAUCAUAGUCGGCGUCGUACAGGUGCUGGCGACCUUUUUGUCUACAGUGCUGGUAGAGUGUGCAGGCCGGCGAAUAUGGAUGAUGCUGUCCAUGAGUGGCAUGGGCAUAUGCCUCCUCUUAAUGGGAGUGUACUUCAACCUCAAGAACAGCGAUCCAGAGACCGCAGACCACAUCGGCUGGCUCCCCCUGCUGUCCAUGUGCCUCUACCUGCUCUUUUUCUCUCUAGGGGCCGGCCCCCUACCCUGGGUCGUCAUUGGGGAGAUCUUCCCAGGAGAGAUCAAGGGCAUCGCCGCCUCCAUUUGUGGUGGCACCAACUGGACACUCGCCUUCAUCGUCUCAAAGACAUUUGUCAACUUGGUAGGCGCCAUUGGGACUGACGCCACUUUCUGGCUAUAUUCUGGCAUCUGCUUCCUCGCCACCGUUUGGAUCUUCUUCCGCGUUAUUGAGACGAGAAACAAGACACUGGAUGAAAUCACGAAGGAAAUUAUUGGCGAAUAG
Messenger RNA from Schistocerca piceifrons (Central American locust), 1401 nucleotides. Its product is annotated as facilitated trehalose transporter Tret1-like. The transcript is spliced from 5 exons. Gene Ontology annotation, molecular function: sugar transmembrane transporter activity. NCBI's taxonomy places the organism in Eukaryota, Metazoa, Arthropoda, Insecta, Orthoptera, Acrididae. The coding region runs from base 1 to 1401 and encodes 466 amino acids. Gene Ontology annotation, cellular component: membrane. The record is from RefSeq and is a predicted model, not a curated record. Gene Ontology annotation, biological process: transmembrane transport; carbohydrate transport.